Melospiza georgiana is the source of this 1818-nucleotide messenger RNA. It is a transcript of the gene NFYB, whose product is annotated as nuclear transcription factor Y subunit beta. The record is from RefSeq and is a predicted model, not a curated record. Gene Ontology annotation, molecular function: protein heterodimerization activity; DNA-binding transcription activator activity, RNA polymerase II-specific; RNA polymerase II cis-regulatory region sequence-specific DNA binding. The transcript has 7 exons. The coding region runs from base 125 to 742 and encodes 205 amino acids. Gene Ontology annotation, cellular component: CCAAT-binding factor complex; nucleus. Lineage: Eukaryota; Metazoa; Chordata; Aves; Passeriformes; Passerellidae. Gene Ontology annotation, biological process: regulation of transcription by RNA polymerase II.
GCGGAGGGAGGGCAGCCUGGCUGCGGGAAGCGAGGCUCCGCGCUGGGACUGGUUCCUUCGCAGCCAUUUUCCGUCCAACCAAACAGCCGAUUUGCGGAGGGAGCCAACCAGGGCCGCACUGGAGAUGGAUGGUGACAGCUCCACAACAGAUGCUUCUCAGUUAGGAAUUGCUGGAGAUUACAUUGGUGGCAGUCAUUAUGUCAUACAGCCUCAGGAUGACACAGAAGACAGCAUGAAUGAUCAUGAAGAUACAAACGGUUCAAAAGAGAGUUUCAGAGAACAAGAUAUAUAUCUUCCAAUUGCAAAUGUGGCAAGGAUAAUGAAAAAUGCCAUACCCCAAACAGGAAAGAUUGCUAAGGAUGCAAAGGAAUGUGUACAAGAGUGUGUAAGUGAAUUCAUCAGCUUUAUAACAUCAGAAGCAAGUGAGAGGUGUCACCAAGAGAAAAGAAAGACCAUCAAUGGAGAGGAUAUUCUCUUUGCCAUGUCUACCUUGGGGUUUGAUAGUUAUGUUGAACCUUUGAAGUUAUACCUCCAAAAAUUCAGAGAGGCAAUGAAAGGAGAAAAGGGAAUUGGGGGAACAGUUACAACUGCAGAUGGUCUAAGUGAGGAGCUCACAGAAGAAGCAUUUACUAACCAGUUGCCAGCAGGCUUAAUAACCACAGAUGGCCAACAGCAGAAUGUUAUGGUCUAUACAACAUCAUAUCAACAGAUCUCUGGUGUUCAACAAAUUCAGUUCUCAUGAUUUUGAAGAAAAUUUUCCAUCUGGGAACAUGAGACGGAAAACCUGUGCAACUCUAACGAAGAGGCAGUUUUAAUGACUGGUGAAGAGAUUUAUCUCUUUGUAUAUUAAAUAGCUGUAAUGUAGCUACCAGAAGCUUGACUAAUUGAGGUGAGAGUUCUGACUCAAAUCUUUUUCAUGAUGAUUUUAAAGAAAUAAUUGGAUUUUAAAGGUAUUAAAGUAUUUUUGUUUUGUACAAGAGUUUGUUGCUCUGUAUAACUCCUGUAUGCAUUGUAUAUUGCAAUUUAUUACUGUCAGAGAUUUGUAGACAGUUUCUUAUUUUCAUAUUGAAUCAUGUUACUUUUGUAAUUCAGGUGAACAGCUGGGUUAAUUCAUGCUUACCCUUUGAAUAAAAUUGUAAGGGUAAAGUUCAUUUUUGAAUGCAAGUUGCCUUUAUUAUAAAGAUUGAGUUAGUCUUGGUUAUGUAACUUGUCUUGCAUGACAACCUCAACUAACCUGACACGUCAGCUUAUUUAUUGAGAUUUUGUAAGGGACUUUUUCCUCAUGAAACUAGCAGCUCAAAAGCAUUGCUACAAUUGUUUUUUCUAAUGUAACUUCUGAAUUAAAGGUUAAUCAAAACCAAUGAAUGCUCUACUACAUUUAGAGGUUUAGAGCUUACAACAGUGUUAAUGAAAGCAAUGCAGGUUUUCUUUUUUAAAAUUUUUUUCAGUUGCAUUAAUUCUUGUUCGAAUUACUUUGAUACUUUUAAGGUAGUCUUUCUGCUAUUGAAAUAACUCCUCCUUUUUAUGUAUGGCUUGUAGAAUCCCAAACUUUGAAAUCCAAGGGUAGGGGGGAUUUUAUAGUCCUUGUGGUAAAAGAUCUCAUUUUAAUUUUUUACUGAAAUGUUUUAACAUUUCUUGUGAGCCUGUGGAAACUCAAAAGUGGUAGUGACUUUCUGUGUCUGGGCUGCAUGUUGUGUGGGUGUGUAUGGGCAUGAGUGGCUGACAGCUGAUUAAGUGAUACAAAUCUGAAAUGGAAGACAGACUUCAGGUUUGCUGUCUCUUUCUUGGUUUUGCAAUAAACUCUACCUAGGUAAUGUA